This is a messenger RNA of Daldinia childiae, 1707 nucleotides long. Its product is annotated as putative fad-dependent oxidoreductase-like enzyme protein. The coding region runs from base 1 to 1707 and encodes 568 amino acids. The record is from RefSeq and is a predicted model, not a curated record. The transcript has a single exon. NCBI's taxonomy places the organism in Eukaryota, Fungi, Ascomycota, Sordariomycetes, Xylariales, Hypoxylaceae.
AUGUCGGCUGAUACUCAAACGAACGACUUGCACCCGAACGGCGUUGUAGAGAUGGAUUAUGACCACAUUCCUUCCACCCCUCCUGAUAUCACGGGUAUCGUCCAUUCUUCAUCACAACAAUCCAUUCCUUCCACUGAAGGUCCGAACUCGCCUUUUGACCCAUCUACUUUGUUCAAGACCGAGGUAAUGGAAGACCGUAACCCAUCUUCCCAGAUUAUUCCCUCAUCAUUGACCCCACCUCCCUCGUCUCAGGUUCCUACGGUGAACGGGGCUUCCAACAUGCCUCUGGGUUAUGUUAGCUCACAGAGAGCUAACAUAUUCUCUCCUCCUGCGACGGCACUCCGGACACUUGCACGAGAUGGGAGUUCUGUAUCGGGCUAUGUUGUUCCAAAUUCGGAUCAAAUCGCAGACGCCUCGACCGACGAGCUCCGUACUUUGGUUCAGACAUGUCUCGCCGAAAAUGCGAGGUUGAAGAUGGAGACAGCCCAUCACAAAUUACAAUAUAACCUUCUCAGCAUGCAGGCUGACGAGGAUGCAAAGAGAGCGGCAGUAGAACAUGACAUGACGAGACGGGAAGUCGAGGUACUACGUAUGACUGAGAACUCCCGUCAAGCUCGACGAGAGCUAGAUGCGGCUACCGAUUCAACUCAAGUCAAAUAUCGAGAACUUCAAGCUCAGUAUGAAAUUGUCGUAAAGGAGAACGAGGCUCUUCAGAAACGCAUCAAAUCUGCUACCAAGAUUAUUCAACAGCAGAGCGAGGAACGCGACAGCUUGAUUGACGAGCGUGACAUGCUUCUCAAUCGCAUUCGUGAAAACAGGGAACACUUCCAUAUGCUCUGCAGUCCCGGUGGAGUAUUUCACGGCGCCUUAACACCGAAGACUCCCGCAGCUGCUUCACCUCAACAAUACCGAGCCACACCACGGCAGACGUCCAAAGCUGUCCAUCGAGAUGUCCGCCAGGACAAUGAUACAAAUCAGGCUGGGUUUGCUGCUCUCCUCCAGGCUUUAAGUCAUGAUAACAGUGCACCAUCUACCCCAACAGCAACUGGUCGGCCUACACUACGAGUGCCUCCAAGGCACACUCGCGGAGUCCAGUCGCUAUCGUCUCUACCUACUACGCCAAUUGCCCGCCCCCGCGGAGAGUACUCGGGUUUACUACCUUCUGUUGAUCUAGUACCGCAAACUGAACCCCCAAACCGGUACGGCACUGGUCGGUAUGGUUUGGAGACACCGGUUCAGAAAAGAGGGCGUCAAAGUCGAGAAAGUACUAUAUCCGCCGAUGACAAUGAGGAGCUCGCCCGCGCAGCCUUAGAAUCAGUAGCAGCGGCUACUCAGUCAUACAUGUCGCAAGGUUCACGAGCGUCCCGGCGGAGAGAGGAGGAAGAGGUGUUUGAGAGCCAAGCCAGCCAAGCAGCAUCCGAGAUGCUACGCCGUGAUCCGCGGGAGAGUUUUGAGGUUGCUAGCUCGGUUGGAUCGCGCGAUGGUACGCCGGCACCAGCAGAGAAAUCUGCUAAACUACAAUCGAAGUUGUUCGCGGGUCUCAAUAAGGCUGGGCUCGCAGCAGAGAAGCGAAAGUUUAACGCCAGCACGGAGGGUAACGAGGGCCGCCGAGAAAACGCCGUGAGUCCUAAGAAGAUGAGAUACGGAGGGAACACGGAGGCCAAUGGCCGUGUUGGGCUAGGGAUUCGCUACGGCCAAGCAGCUUGA